This is a messenger RNA of Clupea harengus (Atlantic herring), 1759 nucleotides long. It is a transcript of the gene tas2r202, whose product is annotated as taste receptor, type 2, member 202. NCBI's taxonomy places the organism in Eukaryota, Metazoa, Chordata, Actinopteri, Clupeiformes, Clupeidae. The record is from RefSeq and is a predicted model, not a curated record.
AUGCUGACACGGGCGCACCGGAUGGGUGUGUGGUGCCUGACGGGCUGCGUGGCGGUCGUCACCGUCUUCUUCCACGUCUACAGUCUGCUGAGCGUGCGGCGCGUGCGGAGCAGCCACCACUGGACGCCGUGCGAGAUCAUCACCAGCGCGCUCUCCCUGCAGAGCGUGCUGCAGCAGGCCGUGGCCGUGCUCUGGAUGAGUCUGGACGUGAUGGACCCGCGGUGCCUGCUGGGCCGGAUCUACCCGGUGCUGGAGGUGCUGCUGCUCAGUCUGCGCUUCUCCGUGCUGUGGAACACCGCCUUCCUCAUCUUCUACUACGCCACCAAGCUGGUGAUGGAGCCCAUCCACUGCUACACGCGCAUCCAGGAGCUCAUCCUCCGCCACGUGCGUCCUGCCCUCCUGCUCAUCCCCAUCUGCAGCCUCUGCUUAUGCUGCCCCCUGCUGGCCUUCAUGGGGCACGACAGCCACAAUGCCACCUGGGUCACGGAGUGUGGCUCGAUCCUUGCGCCGCACGUGUCGAGCCACACCUACGUGAUCGUCUACCUGAUCGUCUGCGACAUCCUCCCUGGGGUCAUCAUGCUCAAGGGCAGCAUCUCCAUCUCCGUGCACCUGGCCAUCCACCUGCGCCACAUGAAGGCCAGCACCAACAGCUCCCACGGGCCCAAACUGGGCUCCGAGAUGCGGGUGAUCCGCAUGAGUCUGGCUCUGGCGCUGGUCUACCUGGUCUUCCUGGUCGUGGAGCUGUACUCCCACUACAUGAUCUCCCAGCAGGGGGAGAACAUGCUGUUCCUCACCGUCUUCUUCUCCUCCCUCUACACGGCCAUCUGCGGCCUGGCACUCGUUUACGGGAAGGAGAGUUUCUGGAAGGAGCUGCUCCACCUCUACAACCUCACCAUGGACAGGUACCCCUGCCUCACCUGUCUGAAGGUCCCAGAGAAGAAGGCAGACGUCAGCAGUGCUCCAACUCAUUAAUGGUCAUUCCUGAUAAGGAACGCUCAGCUUACAUCCGAGGCUCAUAAUGAUCAACCUCACUCAUAAUGAUCAAUCUUACCUUACUCAUAAUGAUCAAUUCUUACCUUACUCAUAAUGAUCAAUAGUUACCCUACUCAUAAUGAUCAAUACUCACCUUAGAAAGUCAAUCAUGGCUUGUUUCAUUUAUUUCACUUCCAAUACCACUGUAAGACACUCUGACUAGACAUUCUGCACCUGGGCCGGUUUACCACAUAACUCAGAACUGCAUGAAGACGCUGGAAUAGAGUUGAUGUGGAUUUUCAGAAGCCAUGGACAUAUUUCAUUCAUUUUUAGAGCCCAUGGACAUAUUUCAUUCAUUUUUUAGAGACCAUGGAUAUAUUUCAUUCCUCUUCAAUUCAUGGCGAUAAAGCAACACACUGAUCCUCGUGAUGUCCUCGAGGGUUACGGUUAGGGUUAGACCUUUCAUUUUCUGUAUCAUUCAUAUUCAGUUUACAACAUCAACAUCAACAAUCUGUAAAUGGUCCGUGUCUAGUUGAGUUUAUCAAUCAUUAUCUGUAAAUGCUCCAUGUGUAGUUGAGUUUAUAAAUCGUUACCUGUAAAUCUAUAAAUGGUCCAUGUCUAGUUGAGUUUAUAAAUAAUUAUCUGUAAAUGGCUGAUUUUGUAUUGGAUUCCUAUUUACUUUUAUUGUAGUUGUAUUUUCUGACCUGAGUUGCUUCUCUCUGAACUCAAGGUUGACACAAAGACUUAAGCAGCACCAGUCAAAACCACAGCAACUUUACACUCAACA